CGAUGCAUCAGCUUGUACUUCCGGGGUCACGCACCUACUAUUCACGUGUGUGGUUGAAAAACAAGCUGUUGAGAUAAAAGUAACGAACUUAGUUGGCUUCCAUCUUUUAAAGCUAAAGAAGGGGAUGGAGCUUCGCCUGGAUGAGGAAUGUGUUAGUAGAAUUUUCUAAAACGAAGGAACAACUAACCAACUAGCAAGAUAUUGUGGUGUUUUGGCUAGCUAGGUUUCCGCCAUGGCUCUUUACAUAAAAGCUGCUGAGAUCCUGGAGAAAGCCGAGAAGAAACAGGGCGCUUUGAAAACGUUGGUUUAUGAAAGUAACUUUAAGAACAUCAAACAGCUGUUUGCUUUGGUUUGUGAGACGCAGAAGUUUUCUUCCAUCCUGCAGGAGAUUAUUGAGUCCACCAAACUGCUCAAGCACACAAAGCUGAAGAUGCACAUGGCUAAGGUGCUGGCCUACGACAUGUUGAUGGGCCAGGGGGUGAAGUGCGGAGGUUCUUGGAAAGCAAUGAUGAUGAAACAUCGUCCAAGGCUGCAGGCAGAGUUGGCUCGCAUGAAGGUGAAACGGAAAGUCAGCAGAAAUGAAGACCUUCUCCCAGCCAGCGCUCAGCAGUCCGCAAAGGACCAGUUGCCCAGGUAUGUGCGAGUGAACACUCUGAAGACCACUGUGGAGGAUGUUGUGGACUACUUCAAAAGGGACGGCUUCUCCUACCAGGGACAAGCCCUCAGGUUGGAUGAUUUAAGUAUGAAAAAGAAGGACUUUGUGGGGGAUCUGCACCUACCAGAACUGUUGGUUUUUUCCCCUAAAGCAGACUUCCAUGACCACUUUCUGUAUAAAGCAGGUCACAUCAUUCUGCAGGACAAAGCCAGUUGCCUUCCUGCCUAUCUCCUCAACCCUCCACCUGGUAGUCAUGUCAUUGAUGCUUGUGCAGCUCCUGGCAACAAAACAAGCCACCUGGCAGCCAUCAUGAAGAACAAAGGCAGGCUGUUUGCCUUUGAUUUGGAUGCCAAGCGUUUGGCUACCAUGUCGACUCUGCUGCUCAGAGCAGGGGUUUUGUGUCAGCAGCUGGCCAACCAAGACUUUCUGAAGGUGGACCCUGUCAGCCCACAGUAUAAAGAUGUUGAAUAUAUCCUCUUGGAUCCCUCCUGCAGUGGAUCAGGUAUGGUGUGCCUGCGGGACAACACCUCUGCUGACCAGGAGAAGGACCAGGCUCGUCUAGCGUCCUUGGCCUCCUUCCAGCUGCGCUGCCUGAACCAUGGCCUCAGGUUCCCUCGCCUGAAGCGUCUCGUCUACUCCACCUGCUCCAUCCAUAGCCAGGAAAACGAGGAAGUCAUAACUGCCUGUCUGCAGCAGAACCCCAGUUUUAGGUUGGUUCCUCUUCUUCCUCAGUGGCCUGAACGUGGUCGGGAGCCGCUCUCAAAGUGUUUGCGUGCUAGCACCACCAACACCCGUACGCAUGGCUUCUUCGUUGCUCUGCUGGAAAAAUGCAGUGAAGUUGGGAGUUCAAUGCAGGACCCUGUUGUGCAGAUAAGUGAAGUCGGGGCAACACUUCCUGCUCUCCUUGCCAUUGAGAAGAGACCUGCAGCUUCAGAAGAAGAAUCUGACGCCUCAGAUACAGAGGACAGACUGACACCUGCAGCAGGACAGACAAACAGUGCACCCAGCAAAAAGAAGAGGAGGAAGAGAAAGAAAAAGAAGAAGGCAGCAACAGCAGAGUGAAAUUUAAGAUCAGACUGUAGCAGCAUGUUGAAAUGAGUGAAUGUGCUGCUGUUUUCUAACAGAGAUAGAUGGAAUAUAAAUGAGAAGUAAAAAUACUCGAUUACCACUCACAUUUCUGUGCCUAGUUUUUGU
Molecule: messenger RNA, 1849 nt
Organism: Melanotaenia boesemani (Boeseman's rainbowfish)
Lineage: Eukaryota; Metazoa; Chordata; Actinopteri; Atheriniformes; Melanotaeniidae
Gene: nsun5
Product: NOP2/Sun RNA methyltransferase 5
Exons: 4
Coding region: 233-1717 (494 amino acids)
Biological process (GO): rRNA base methylation
Cellular component (GO): nucleolus
Molecular function (GO): methyltransferase activity
Source: RefSeq, a predicted model, not a curated record